AUGCCAGUUGCCAAGAUUUUGAACUUAUGGGAUCGUACUGUCGCGCUGACUACGAUGCUUGCUGUCUCUAUAAUUGGUCUUAUCCUGAUGGCAUGCUGCAAUGAUAUUACCACCUAUUGUGUGGCUCAGGCAUUUAUCACCGUCGGUUUUACCGGUCUCAUUUUCUGCAUAGACGUCUUGACUGCCGAUACAUCCACUGUGCGAGACCGAGCCCUUGCGUUUGCUUUCACCUCAUCUCCAUACAUCAUCAUGUCUUUUGCAGGAGCCCCGCUCUCUGACUCCUUUAACAAAUCCAAUUGGCGCUGGGCGUAUGGCACGAUUGCAAUUCUUCUACCUACCGUCACUGUUCCGCUUAUCGUUAUUUGGAGAUUCGCCAGAAAGAAAGCCCAGCAGAAAGAAGCACUGUUCCCUGUCACUGAGAAGCGCUCCUGGUUCGAGAGUAUUAAGUAUUAUAUCAUUGAGUUUGAUAUGAUUGGUAUCUUGCUCCUCAUCGCUGGCUUAUCGCUCUUUCUAUUGGCAUUCGUGCUUGCAGGCUCCCAAGAAGGUUAUGUAACAGCUAUUGGAAACCUGAUCUCUCCUCUCUGGCUGAUUGGGGUUGGCUGGCUAGUCCGUAUUACCGGCCAUCUUAAGUGGUUACUGCUGUGUGCGAUUCCAGUUUACAUGCUUGCUGUUGGUUUGAUGAUCCAUUUCCGAAGUCCUGGCCACAGUAUCGGUUUUAUUUGCCUGUGUGAGGUGCUUAUCGGCUUGGGCAGUGGUACUAUCGUUGCUCUUGAACAGACAGCAGUUCUAGCAGCCUCAGAGCAUAAUGACUAUGCAUCAAUGCUAGCGCUACUAGGGCUCUGCGGAAAUAUUGGUGGCGCUAUUGGGAACAGCAUCUCCGGCGCAAUCUGGACAAACACCUUGCCCAACAAACUCAGGGAAUUUUUACCAGACGAGACAAGACCGAGAUGGAACGAGAUAUAUGAGUCACUAACCGUGCAGCUGAGCUUCGAGGUUGGAUCAGCAACUCGUAUUUCUGUUCAACGCGCAUAUGCCAUUAGCCAGCGGAAUAUGCUGAUUGCAGGAAUCUCAAUCAUGGCAGUGACAAUUGCGUGGGUGCUCUUGAUCAAAGACAUUCGGGUCAAAGGAAUGAACAAUAUGAAAGGACGACUGUUCUGA
This is a messenger RNA of Aspergillus tanneri, 1158 nucleotides long. RefSeq lists its product as uncharacterized. Lineage: Eukaryota; Fungi; Ascomycota; Eurotiomycetes; Eurotiales; Aspergillaceae. The transcript has 3 exons. Gene Ontology annotation, biological process: transmembrane transport. Gene Ontology annotation, molecular function: transmembrane transporter activity. The record is from RefSeq and is a predicted model, not a curated record. Bases 1 to 1158 code for a protein of 385 amino acids.